Zeugodacus cucurbitae (melon fly) is the source of this 2223-nucleotide messenger RNA. Its product is annotated as G-protein coupled receptor Mth2. The record is from RefSeq and is a predicted model, not a curated record. NCBI's taxonomy places the organism in Eukaryota, Metazoa, Arthropoda, Insecta, Diptera, Tephritidae. The coding region runs from base 190 to 1815 and encodes 541 amino acids. Gene Ontology annotation, cellular component: membrane. Gene Ontology annotation, molecular function: G protein-coupled receptor activity. The transcript has 10 exons. Gene Ontology annotation, biological process: cell surface receptor signaling pathway; G protein-coupled receptor signaling pathway.
UUCGAUUUAAAAAGAACAUCGGCAGUUUGUACUCAACACUUGCUCGCACACAAGCAAUUAUCGCGCAACAGUUUCGCUGUUUCAGUGAUGAAUUUUUUUUAAUUUCGAGUGAAAUUUACAACAACAAAAAAUACUUGAAUUGAUUAAAAACGUAAUUUCACAGAAGUUGCAGAUUCUCGAAUAAAAUUAAUGUUUCUACGAAUAUCUUUACUACUCUCUGGAGUAUGUUUACUCAUUUGCAAUGCUCACGUAUUGCCAGAGAUACCCAAUUGUGUGUUUGAAGACACGGUGAACUUAACCGCCAGCACUAAAUUCGCCAAUGGCUCAUACCUCUAUGAGGGACUGUUGGUGCCACCACAAUUGACUGGCGUAUAUGACUACAUCGAGUUGUAUGAUGGUGAACGUAAGCAAGUGAAGUCGCAUGUACGCGGUUGUGUGUGUCAACUGAAGAAGUGCGUGAAGUUCUGCUGUCAUCCCAGAGCAGAUAUGUACCGGUUAAGCAGAGACUCACCGUCGCUCUGUGCGGAAGAGCUGAAUGAAGAGCUUAAAUAUUCACCAUACGUAAAUGUUACGCUACACAACAGUAGUCGCGUCUUGAUGCAUGUGCUGGAUGAGUUUGUCGUGCAACAAGGGAUACCAUGCGAAGGUGGCUAUAUGCUAAUGCCACAUAUGUACGAAGAGGAUCAAUGGGAGUUGAGAGAGGAUGGCACUUUAUAUCGUCUAGCUGAUGCGGCGCUUUUAUCAAGACGUGAUUAUUGCCUGCAAUCAUAUGCAGUCGGAGACACUUAUGUACUAAAUCCAAUGAACUGUCCAGCGACAUUCGACGAACCUCCAACAAUAAUGCUGAAUUCGAUGAUUAUGUUGAUUUCAUUGCCAUUUCUCUAUAUAACUGUCCUGAUUUAUUGGUUCAUUCCGGAAUUGUGGAACUUGCAUUCCAAGUGCUUAAUAUGUUAUCUACUUUCGUUAGCGAUUGGUACGACUUUGAUUGUAGUGGUCAAUUUCCGAGGUGCUGAAUUCGAAACAGUUACUUGCGCUAUUAUUGGUUUUGUUGCCUACUAUUUUCUCUCAGCCGUCUUUUACUGGCUCAAUGUGAUAUGCUAUGAUGUUUGGCAAAAUUUCUGCCGCUCGAAGGGCAAUGUACAACAUUUGACACAACGAAAACAAUUUAUGUAUUAUUCUCUCUAUGGUUGGGGACUACCAGCGCUAAUGACCGUUAUAACUAUCGGUUUACAAUACUCCAAUCUACCAUUGAAACUAAAAUCGGGUAUCGGAUAUUCGCACUGCUGGUUGAAGAUGGAUUUUCUCUCUCGUAUAGCUCAUGACUGGUCUGCCAUGAUCUAUUUCUAUGGACCAUGCCUGCUGCUAAUCAUUUUCAACAUUAUCAUAUUCUUUUUGACCAUUAAGAAGGUAUAUAAGAUUAGAAAUGAAAUGAACACAUUGGCCGACACCAAAGACAGCAGACGAAAAUUGCGUUCGCAAACAAAGAAGUAUGUAUUAUUAUACUCCAGUAUUUGGCUCUUCUUCCGCCUCUUCACUGUCAUGGGUAUUGGUUGGCUAUUGGAGAUCAUCGGCUAUAUAGUGGGUAAUAAUAGUGAUUACACGAUUAUUUUCCAAAUCACAGAUGUCUACAACGCUGCACAGGGCCUAAUAAUAUUUGCCAUUCUAGUGUUGAAGAAGAAAGUGCUGUUGCUCAUAAAGAAAAGGAUUAUGUGCAUCAAGAGUUCGAACGCCACAGACUCUGCCGAAUCACAGUGCUCUGAAGAAGAGAUAGCCUUGCAAAGUAUAACAAACGAUGUUCCACAGAUUUUGAAAUAAGUAAAAAUAUGGUUUAUUUAAAUCGAAUGAUACUACCAUAGUGGAUACAACAAGUUGACUAAAAUCGGUAUCUUUUUAAUUAUGUAAAAAAUCUCGAAAUCCAUUGGAAACUCUCGACUGAUGUUAGGAGUUGAAAAAUUAUUAAACUAAAACUGCGUAUUUAUUCACACUUAAUUUCGUAAGCACUCAAUACAUAUAUAUAUGUAUGUAUGUAUUUAUUUUUAAGUUACGCUUAUAUUCCGUACAUAUGUAUACGCCAUAUAGUAUGGUCAUUGCUGUGACCUGUUGUACGCGUCCGUUAUCAAGCCAACAUUUUUGAACAGCGACUGUGAUAGCAACAGCGACAGAAUAAUACUUGAAAACUCGCAUAAAUAAUAAAUAAAAAAAAAAAAACAAAAAUUAACAAAA